GAAGAGCCGCGGCAGGAGACGCUCCGCCCCUGGUGUUGCCCCGCCCUUUCGAUGAGCCAGGUCCUCCUGCGGACGGGAGGAGACAGCCCCGGAGCCCGCCGGACUAGUGUGUGUGGAGAGAAAAAGUGCGAGAAAAGAAAGUCGCGUCCUGCCGCCCGUCCACUAGCACCGCCGCGAGCCUCGCUCUGCAGCUGCCGAGGCGGGCUGGGAGGCACCCACCGCCACAACCUCACCUGGGCGCCGUCGCGCGGCGCUUGCCCCCGUCCUAGCCCGGCAAGCCUUUUUCCCGCCAAGCCCCCUCCCACCGGGACAUGGCCCCGCUAGGAAGACCAGGGCACGGGGGUCACUCGAACAGAGCCUCCUGCCUCCAACUUCUGAUCAGUCUCCUGGUACUAAGUUUAUUUUGUGAAGCUUGCAGGAAAGUGACCUUUAAUCUGCCUUCCAAACUAGAAGCAAGGACAUUGAUUGGCAAAGUAAAUCUGAAACAGUGUCUCACGACUUCAGACCUGAUCAGUUCAAGUGACCCUGACUUCAUAGUUCGAGAUGAUGGUUCUUUGUUUUCAGCAAAUGCCCUUUCAUUAUCUACUGACAGAAAUUUUACCAUAUUGCUUAAGGACACACAAAAACAUGUGCAAAAGAAAUUGCUUGUCAUUUUGCAAUCUGUUCAGAAAAAGGUCCCUGAAAAAGGAGAGACUGUUCGUAGAAGAAGUAAACGAAGAUGGGCUCCUGUUCCAACUACUAUAAUGGAAAACUCUCUGGGACCUUUUCCAAUGCAAAUUCAGCAGCUGUCUUCUGAUACAGCCCAAAUGUACAAUAUCACCUAUUCUAUAAGUGGUCCUGGUGUUGACCAACCACCACGGAAUUAUUUUUACAUUGAGAAAGAAACAGGAAAUCUCUUUGUUACAUGCCCAAUAGAUCGGGAAGAGUAUGCAGAAUUUAAGAUAAUUUGCUAUGCAAGGACAUCCAAUGGCUAUACCCCAGAGAUGCCACUUGUACAUACAAUACGAGUAGAGGAUGACAAUGACUGUCCCCCAGUUUUUAACCCAGAUGUCUGUACUUUUUCUGUUCCUGAAAACAGCAGAUCUGGUACCUUGAUUGGAGAAAUGACUGCAACAGAUGGAGAUGAGAUUGGUACACUACACACUAAACUGAAAUACAGAAUUGUGAACCAGAAUCCAAUGUCUGCUCAGUAUUCCAAAAUGUUUGCUAUAGAUGGAGAUACAGGUGUUAUUACUUUGGCAUCCCCAGGCCUGGAUAGAGAGGCUGUAAAUGAAUAUGUAUUACUAAUAGAAGCAAGAGAUAUGGGAGGCCAGCCCUUUGGUUUGUGCACUACUGGGACAGCUGUGAUUCAACUUCAAGACAGAAAUGACCAUGCGCCUGUUUGUGAAAAGGGUUUGUAUGAAGUGCAUGUGUAUGAAAACACAGUUGGUGGAAAAGUAAUAGAGAUUGGUGCCAUAGACAGAGAUAUGCCGAACACACCAGCCUGGCAUGCUACCUUCAAGAUUAUAAAGGGAAAUGAAGAUGGUGCAUUCAGAAUUGAGACAAAUCCAGAUUCAAAUAUUGGGACUUUAUGUAUUGAUAAGGGUCUAGACUAUGAAAAAACAAAGGAGAGAAGAUUGGAAAUCAUUGUAAAUAAUGAAGAACCUUAUGUACUACCACCAAAUUCAAGAGCUGUUUCUCAAGGUUCUUGUGUUGUUGUUGUCAAAGUACAGGAUGUAGAUGAAGGACCAGUAUUUGACCCCAGUGUGUAUAUUUUAAAUAUUAAGGAAUGUUUGCCUGGUGGAACUGUGGUUGGCCAUUACCCAGCAAGGGACCCAGAGACCGGAAAUAGUGAAGACAUUAGGUAUGGAAUAGUACAAGACCCAUGUGGUUGGAUCACCAUGGACGAAAGAGGUGAAAUCAUAACCACUAGACUCUUAGACAGAGAUGCACCAAAUAUGCAAAAUUACCAAUGUAAUGUAACAGUUUUUGCUACAGAUCGAAGUGGCAAAACAGGCACUGGAACAGUGGUGAUUAAUCUAGAAGAUGAAAAUGAUAAUUACCCAGUGAUUGUUGAACCAGAAAAAAUAAUGUGCAGAGACAGAAAACCGAUUUGUCUCACUGCUGUGGAUGCUGAUCUACCUCCUAAUACUGUUCCCUUCACUUUUGAAAUGCGUGAUAGAAACUUGGGAUGGAGACUGGUAGAAAAUGAUGAUAGAUCUGUGUACCUGGUACCAGAUGACAAUAUGCCCUAUGGGGAUUACAGUAUUCCUGUUGUGGUCACUGACAGUGGUGGAAGAAGUGGUAUUACUAAUGUAAGAGUUCGAGUGUGUGACUGUACGACCCCAAGUGAUUGUACUGGCGCCGUCCCACCUCGAUACAACGAACCUGACUAUCAGCUAACACCUAAUGUUAGCCUUGGACUUUGGGCCAUACUCGCAAUGAUUUUGGGAUCAUUAUUGCUGCUAUUGAUUCUGAUAACACUUUGCGGCUGCUGGGGUGCUGCGCCUGUGAGCAAACAUGUAUGUGAUGACUUAGCUAAUCAGAACUUGAUCAUAUCAAACACUGAAGCUCCUGGAGAAGAAGUAAUGGAUCCAAACAUACUUCCUGUGAAAACAGGAAAUGUGGUUACUAGUGAUCAAGGGGCUGGCCUUGGAGUAAAAACUGGAGGACAGGAGUGCUUUGAAAUGGUCAAGGGAGGAGGACAUCAGACCAUGGAAUCACUUGGAGGAGGAAUUCAUACCUUACAGUCAGUCAAAGGACAUCAUACACUGGAAUCUGGAAGGGGAUACGGACAUCCCAUGAUGGAUACCUAUAGACACUCUUAUUCAGAAUGGCAGAAUUUCACACAUCCUCACUUAACCGAGAAAGUGUAUUUGUGUGGACAGGAUGAAGAGCAUAAGCAUUCCGAAGACUAUGUCCUUUCAUAUAACUAUGAAGGAAGAGGAUCACCAGCUGGUUCUGUAGGCUGCUGCACUGAUCAGCAAGAAGAAGAGGCACUGGACUUUUUAGAUCAGCUGGAACCCAAGUUUAGGACAUUAGCAGAAACCUGUGCAAAGAGAUGAGUUUGGUGAUGACAGUGCAGAAAAUCAUCGCCUUUUCCGUAGGGGUGGCUGUUGUAAAAUUUCAGUGGAUUUUUCUAUUUCCCCCCCCCUUUCCUGUGGGAGUGGUUAAUCAAAAAAUACACUUUAACAGUAUGUUUAUCAGUAUCAUUGUUUCUGUACCUAAACUUCAGGAUGCUAUAUAAUUUCAUCUACAUGCAGCACUAUCUCAGACUUGAUUUACCUUUCAGCAUUGAAUUAGUUUUUAGCGUCUUUAAACAAAGUCAAUAUUAUAAGCAAACGGCUUUGUAAACAACAAUGUAUUUUCUGUUUUUUCUGCAGAUAUUUGGGGCUGGGUGUUAGAAAGUUUUUGUUUGAGUCAUCUGAUGCUUUCCUUUAGUUUUAUCGAAAUAAAUGCUAAAAUGCUAUUUGCUAUAUGUUAAAAUAGUAAUUUCUUACAUUCAUGAUACGAAAAUGAAAACUUUUGAAUUUUAAAAUUGUGAAAUUAAAAUUAAGUAAAAUGUGAUCGAUUAUUUGGGCAAAGGUUCCUAAAUUAGUAGAUUGACUUGUGCGGGAGAGAGGAAAAAGCCUUAAUGUAUAGUUGUAGGAUGCCUAAUUUUUUUAAAAAAACAUUGAAUUUACAUUUAACACAUUUGCCAGUACAAGGAGUGCAUGUACAGCCAUUCCAGCAAGAAGCACUGAAUGAAAAUGUGACAUUCCUAUGGUAUUGUCAACAAUUUUAAAAAAAAUCAGUAUUACAUCCCAUAAUUACAUUACAUUACAUCAGCUAAAACUCUGUUUUUUGUAAAAUUGGUCAUGAAAUGAAGAAGUUUGGCAAACAUAGUGUAUGUUCCCAAAUUAUAUUAAUUAUGUAGUAAUUGCAAAUAUGAGUUGAGCACCACCACUUACUAUUGCAUCUUCCAUCUCAGGUAAAGUGGGAGACAAUCUUAGAAAAGAGGAUCUGGAGUGGCUGAUGCUUUGUAAUUUGCCCUGAGGGUUCUGUUAUACAGCAGUGAGUGUGGACGGUCUGUACUCCCAUCAGUAUAUUUUCCUAAUUUGUUAGGUAAUGUAAGAAAAGGAUAAAGGUGUGUGAUGAUGGAAAGUUAGAAAAAUGAAAAAGGGCAAGAAGCACACAGCCUUUAGCUUCUUGAUAUCCCUUAUUACACAGCCGUGGGAUUGUGUAAUAGGACACACCUAAGCAGGCCUUUUCAGAAAUAAGUCACACCUCCAUGGAAUACCAGGGCUGGGAGGCAGAGGCAGGUUAUCAAGACACUUCUCUGAACAUCCGC
This is a messenger RNA of Gekko japonicus, 4309 nucleotides long. Its product is annotated as desmocollin-1-like. The record is from RefSeq and is a predicted model, not a curated record. The transcript has 16 exons. NCBI's taxonomy places the organism in Eukaryota, Metazoa, Chordata, Lepidosauria, Squamata, Gekkonidae. Gene Ontology annotation, cellular component: lamellipodium; plasma membrane; desmosome. Gene Ontology annotation, molecular function: calcium ion binding; cadherin binding. The coding region runs from base 312 to 3044 and encodes 910 amino acids. Gene Ontology annotation, biological process: homophilic cell-cell adhesion; multicellular organism development; brain development.